CAAUUAUAUCAUUAUUACAAUCAUUCUCAAUUACUAAUAAUUAUCUCUCUUAUCUUAUCUUAUAAAUCUAGUGCAGUUUGUACGAUUUACACCUAAAUCUACUCAGUAUUCUUUGUGAUUCAUUGUAAAAUGUAACAAAAACACUGAAAUAACCAUGAAACAAGUACGAAUUUUGGUUAUCGGUGAUGAAGCCGUAGGGAAAACCUCCCUAAUUGAACGAUAUGUCAAAGAAACGUUUUUGAUGAACCAUUCACCCACAGUUAUCAAUGAAUAUGUUAAAUAUUCAAAGUAUCACGAAUUGCACAUUCGAGAUUGUUCAGCAUUACCAGAAUUUAAAUCACUGAGAUUUUUACAAUACGCUGAGGUUGAUAUAAUACUGUUUUGUUUUAAUUUGGCUACAAUUGGUACAUUAGACAGUUUGAAAAGCAAAUGGCUGCCGGAAGUCAAAGAACACUGCGGGAAUGCAAUACGCAUUCUAGUUGGCUGUAAAAAUGAUUUGGACUCAAUAAUCAACGAAAGCUUCAUCAUAAAAAUGCAAGAACAUCUAAAAAUCAGUAAAUACGUGAGAUGUUCAGCAAAAACCAAUGAAAACAUCGACGCUGUAAUUGCAACUGCUUUAAAUGCAGUUUAUUUAAACAAUAGACUCUCUGUCAGGAAAAGUAUCAAGAAGCAUUAAUAUCAAAAUAAAUUAUUAAUAAUAAAA
Messenger RNA from Dalotia coriaria, 703 nucleotides. RefSeq lists its product as uncharacterized. Gene Ontology annotation, molecular function: GTPase activity; GTP binding. Lineage: Eukaryota; Metazoa; Arthropoda; Insecta; Coleoptera; Staphylinidae. The coding region runs from base 155 to 676 and encodes 173 amino acids. The record is from RefSeq and is a predicted model, not a curated record. The transcript is spliced from 4 exons. Gene Ontology annotation, biological process: small GTPase-mediated signal transduction.